AAACAAACCGAUUCUGUCACUGUCAAGUGAAAAAAUCGUUACUCCGCGCAUCGGAAUUUGCCAGCAUCAACCUCCGCGUAAAUACAACACUUUCUCGUAUUUGUUCCGACUCGUAUCAGUUUUUGUGGUCCUUCAAAUGAGCCAUCCUUUGUCGGGAACAAUCCGGCAAGAUAGCAACCCUUCAUCAUGCACCAUUCCCAGCAGCAGCGACAUCAAAACUUCACCGAAAUCUACGAACUGCUGCGGAAGCUGUGCAAAAGUUUGGCAGGCGAUCGACACGAAACGGUACUAAAAGGUGUGACUCAGCUGGUGAUUAACACGCCGAAUUCCAUUUCAAGUGGCGGGGCGGGCGGUAAUGAUGAGAGCUCGAUCGUGGCUCGGAUCGGUCAGCACUUGCGGUCCAAGAGUGCCGGGGAUUAUGCGUUGUUCCAGGCAUUGCACGAACAGAUGAGCGCUUAUACGGACACCAAGCGGCGGACACAGAUAUUGGAAUUUUUGAUGUUGAUGGCCAACAGCGAGGGGGCGCAAACCUUCAAUGGACAGAUGCUGAAUCUAAAUUCCGAGCUGAGGAGCGAUUUGAGUGGAAGUUUGCCUACAACGGAGGGUAGCUCGAGAUCGUCCGGAGCGGAUUCCGGUGGUGGUGGUUUGUCGAACAUAUUCUCGAAGAUUGAGCUCAGGUCGAGGUCAACGGACAAUGUCAGCACUGGGAUGAGAAUUAUUCCAUUCAAAGGGGGAUCGGUGAUGCAGGAUGGGCGGAGUUCAACAACUUCGGGAGAACUGUCCGAGGAGGAAGGUAUGGCCGCUUCGAAUAAUCUGCAGGAUCAACUGAUGCAAGACGUGAUUUAUGCGUGCACCGGUAUCCAGGGCAAAUACCUGCGGAAGCACGUAGUGACCGGCGAAUUUAAGCUGGAUCACAUUAGAGGACGAACGCUGAGUAUAGGAGACGCCGGGAUGAUUUUGCAGCUAGCCGAGGUUGGUCAUUUCCACGAUCGGGUGGUGAAGUUUACGGAUCCGAAAAGCGACUGCUACAUGAAGGGAAACUUUGGCCAGGGAUACAUUUCUGCGCUGCAACGAGAGUUGACUCAAUACUAUGGGAUGUUGGCGAUUCUGCAGGAAGAUCUAAAUCGCCAGCGAAAGGAGCGAAUUGGUUUGACCGGAGGGGGGGAUCGGCUAACACUGAAAAAACUUCGACUGUGGCUCACCAGUCCAAUGGAACGGCUGCAAUGGUUGGCACAAAUUUCGGAGUCUUGCAAAGAACUGAAAGGCGGUGCUCUGGCCACCAUCGUUUACGAUUACACUACAAAUGGAGAUCCGGAGAAUCGAAGGCUUGCUAUAGAAUUGUUGCGGUCCGCUUGUAUACCGUUGCAGCAGGCACUGAUUCGAUGGCUGAUCGAUGGAGAGAUUGUCGAUCCGAAUGGGGAAUUUUUCGUAGAGGAAAUAUCCGAGGUCGGAUUUGACCAAUUGUGGCAUCAAAAGUAUCGAAUCCGAAAAAGCAUGCUACCGAGCUUCGUUAGCGACGGAAUAGCAAACAGGAUCCUAGUCAUAGGAAAGAGCAUCAAUUACCUGCGGGAAGUCUGUCAGGACAAAACUCCGGUAAAGGCUAGAAACGAUCUGAAGCAGUGCCUAGAGAACGACAUGGAUUCCAUAUUCUCGACGAUCAGCACCACAAAGCUGCAUCAGCUGAUCGAUAGUGCUUAUCUGAAUACUUCCAAACAAGUUUUGGACAUUGUUUUAGGCCCACAUCGCCUGAUGGAUCAUCUGCAAGCGUUGCGAAAUUAUUUGCUUCUAGGCCAAGGCAAUUUCGCCGAUAUUCUGAUGGAAAAUCUUCAAGCAGAACUGGAUCGACCAGCUAGCGAGAUCUACCAGCAUGAUCUUUUCUCCAUUUUAGCAGCAGCCGUUCGGAAUUCGUUUUCCGAGCAGGAAGAACCAGAAGUCCUUAACUAUCUUGACGUUCACUUCCUGGUCCAUUAUGAUGGUGAGUCCGGUUGGGACGUAUUCGGUCUCACCUACAAGGUGUCUGGACCACUCUCCACGAUUCUCGAACCGUCGCUGUGUCGCUAUCAAACGUUCUUCAAACAUCUAUGGAACAUGAAGCACAUUCAAUUCAUCUUGUCGCGCACUUGGAAGUGCCAAACACUCGCCGCCAAAUCGCUCAAAUCUCUCCAGAAUCAGAUCGGUCCGAUCGUAACCCGCGUCCAGCUCAUUACCUCCCAAAUGAUCAACUUCGUCAACCAGAUGGAGUUGUACAUCCUGUUCGAAGUGAUCGAAUGUUCGUGGGUUCAGUUCCUGCCUCGGGUCAACCAAGCGAAAGCCCUGGACGACAUUUUGGAUGCGCACCAUCAUUUUCUGGAGGACAUUCGAAUUGGAAUUUUCCUGGACGAAAGCUCUCAGGAGAUUAUCAACACGUUGGAACAUAUCUUCGACACGGUUAGGAAGCUGGAAGAAUGGCGCGAGCGCUUCUACCGGCUGUGCUUCACGGAGUACGAAGCGAGGAAAGCCUAUCAGGAUCAUAUCAAACAAACGGAACGAACCGGCGACUAUGGCGUCACCACGGAGAAAAUGCUGGAACGGGACGAGCAGGCAAAAACGUUCGAGCAGCACCUGGCCACACAUCAGACCCUGCUGCAGGACAUUGGCAACGAGUACGAAAACAUGGUCGGCAAGUUCCUCUACCAAUUGGCCAUAUCGACCAGCGAAGCGUUGCGCCAGCUGGGAAUGCGACUGGACUACAAUGAGUACUACAAGCACCGGGACCGGCGGCUCAAUGUUCCGCUGACGUUCCAGCACAUCCGCAUGAGCAUGGCGGCGAACAGCUUCCGCUCGCGGAAAGUCACCUCCAGCUCGAUGCUGUACUGACAUCGUCCUGAUGGCGAUUGUUUUACUGGGAAGGAGGAGGACCAACGGCGAAGGGUGGUCCAUCAUUUGAACUCACUAGUUGUAAGCACCAAAAAGGCAACACCCAUCGGUACUCUAAGCUACUACAAUUGUUGUGAGUUGAUGUGAGAUGCGAAGAGUCGAGGAGCGUGUGCCAACGCGGUUGCCAAGCAUCAAGCAAUAGAACGCGCUGUAAAUAAGCUUCAUUUAACGGAAGUGAUUUGGAAUGCGCAUAAGCGGUAAUAUUCACCUAAUAUAGUUGCAUGUUGAAUUCAUUAUUUUA
Molecule: messenger RNA, 3157 nt
Organism: Armigeres subalbatus
Lineage: Eukaryota; Metazoa; Arthropoda; Insecta; Diptera; Culicidae
Gene: Grip91
Product: gamma-tubulin complex component 3
Exons: 4
Coding region: 187-2856 (889 amino acids)
Biological process (GO): microtubule nucleation; meiotic cell cycle; mitotic cell cycle
Cellular component (GO): equatorial microtubule organizing center; centrosome; gamma-tubulin complex
Molecular function (GO): microtubule minus-end binding; gamma-tubulin binding
Source: RefSeq, a predicted model, not a curated record